UGAGGUCAUGCUGUGUUCUGGCGACUGCCCCUGGCUGUGGGAACAAUCAUGAGGACAUUUCUGCAGCAAAAACUCCCUUUCUGGCCACGUGCACUGACCCCUGUAUGACUGGUGCCCAUGGCAGCGAGUCUCAGACAUGCUCUGACACCCUUUCUUCUCUGGCCCUGUCCUGCAGAGAAUGAAGGAGCAGGGCAAGAUGCUCUGCCAACAAAUACAGAGAAUUGACCUUGAAGUCAGCUGCACCUUCACCAACCAUGUGAUGUUUCACGACCGCUAUGGCAUCAAGCAGCAGGAACUCUUCCACGUGCUGGUAGCCUUUUCUGCCUAUGACACGGUGAGUAUCCCUGGCCAACGACAGCCCGGGCCCAUUCCCAUAGUCACUGGCUUGGGUGUCCCAGGGAUUCAUGAGCACCCAGGACAUCCUAGUUAGGGUGCGAGGUCACUGCUCUCACAGAGGUCCCAGCGAGGAGAGGAAGGUCUCUAAGCUCAAGCUGAGAUGGAAAGGGUUUGUCCAGGCUCCUCCCUCAAGUGGAUCUGACCACUGCUCCUUAGAACACGGACAGACACCUUCCUGCUGGGGUGUCCAUAAUCCCAAGAGCUUGGCAGUGUCACAGGAUGCUGGUGUC
Messenger RNA from Galeopterus variegatus (Sunda flying lemur), 626 nucleotides. Its product is annotated as TBC1 domain family member 28-like. The transcript is spliced from 2 exons. NCBI's taxonomy places the organism in Eukaryota, Metazoa, Chordata, Mammalia, Dermoptera, Cynocephalidae. The coding region runs from base 179 to 430 and encodes 83 amino acids. The record is from RefSeq and is a predicted model, not a curated record.